Molecule: messenger RNA, 5802 nt
Organism: Musca vetustissima
Lineage: Eukaryota; Metazoa; Arthropoda; Insecta; Diptera; Muscidae
Product: ras-responsive element-binding protein 1-like
Exons: 2
Coding region: 1-5802 (1933 amino acids)
Biological process (GO): regulation of transcription by RNA polymerase II
Cellular component (GO): nucleus
Molecular function (GO): DNA-binding transcription activator activity, RNA polymerase II-specific; RNA polymerase II cis-regulatory region sequence-specific DNA binding
Source: RefSeq, a predicted model, not a curated record
AUGUUGGCCACACACCACAAUACCAGCUCCUCGGCUGAAACCACCUCCGCCGCUCAUCCUGCAUCAAUUAAAAUGGAAAGACGUGAUUCCGCCACCUCAGAAUCAUCGUUGGAACAUUUAGAUUUGGGUCGCACACCAAAGAAACUACAAACUGGCACCUCAACACCAUUGGUGGCCAACGACAAAACCAUGUUGACAUCUGGCGAUGCCUCCUCGGCUGCCAUCGCCGCCGCCACAAAUACCCAAAGAUAUUUACAAAGUAAAAUGCAAGAUUCCGAUGAGGCCAACGAUUACGAUGAUGAGGAAUCGGCCGAUGAGAAACCACAACGCCAACAUACUACACAUCAUAAACGUCGCCUGACAUCGCGCAAUCUUUUGGAUAAACGCACUUCGGUUCACAUUGAAUACAAUGCCGAUAAUCCAAAUUCGUUGCGUAAGAAAUUCCGUUUCAAUCACAGUUCGAUUGAUCACAGCAAUGAAUCGGGUUUCGUUGAUGCCAGCAGCAGUCAGCUGAUGAACAGUAGCUCGGCAACGGGUAAUGGCAACAAAUCAAAUAGUUCAUCGGCAGCCUCGACGCCACCCCAUCAACAGAGCACAGGGGGAAAUUCAAGUGCCGAUUCGGCACCCGGUGAAGAUAUGAAAUAUGUCUGCCCCAUUUGUGACGUGGUCUCAGCCACACCACAUCAAUUUACCAAUCACAUACGCUGUCACAACUACACCUCAGGGAAUACGGAAAACUUCACCUGCCGUAUUUGCUCAAAGGUCCUCUCAUCUGCCUCAUCAUUGGAUCGUCACGUUUUGGUGCACACCGGCGAACGACCAUUCAAUUGUAAAUAUUGUCAUCUCACUUUUACCACCAACGGCAACAUGCAUCGCCACAUGCGCACUCACAAACAGCAUCAGCACACCCAUCAUCGACGCAACUCGAAUGGAACAAAGUUCAACUCCAAGUCGGCGGCAACAUCGAACAGCAACACAACCGCUCCAGCUAAUGCCACAACUCCAUUAAGCAAUGGACAAUUAAAUGAAGGCGUUAAAUUAUCAACAGCUUUGGCAAUGGCAACAGCGUCAAAUGCCGUCGCUUCAGCUGCCACAACAACAACUACAACAACAACACCAGCCACAACACACGAUAAUCAUAAUCAUCACAUCGAGACAGGUGCUAAUGACAAGCGAUUAAAUGGUAACGCCGAAACAUCAGCCAUAGAAAGUUAUGAAAGUGAUGGCGGCUGUUCCACAGAUACAUCCACGGGUCACCAGCACAACAACAAUAACAACAACAAUGACUUGAAAAUUAACAAUAACAACUAUAAACGUAAGCUAAGUAAUGAUAAUGAUGAACAUGAUCUCGAACAACAGCAGCAACAAAAACCCCCAACUCCUGAAGAACUAUUAAAGCAGCAUUUAAAAGCUUUGGCCAACGCCGCCUGCCCUCCCAGCUCACAAACAAAUGGUGAAAAAUCAUCAACCCCAAACCACAACAACAAUGAAUCUGUAAUGUGUCCCAUUUGUAAUGAUGAUGAAUUCACCAGUGUCACCGCCCUCGAUCAACACAUGGAUGCCAAACAUCCCGAAAUACCAGCAAAAUGUACAAAUUGUGAGGUUAUCUUCAGGACUCAUCACCAGCUCAGCAUGCACCCCUGCACUGCUGACAUUAAAUCCGAGCGUAGAGAACAUUUUACACCUCGAUCACACCGUUCAAGGGAAAAUUCUCUCGACAAUUGCCCACAAGAGGAAUCACACGCAGAAGAACAUCACGAUCACGCCACUGAGGAACAACAACGCCGUCGUGAGGAGCUCUUCCGCCACUUGCAACUGAAAAAUAUGAUGGCCCAAGCCAAUGCUUCCUCACCUUCCUCCCAUCACAACAUUGAAUUAACCGAAGAUGAUAUUAAAUCGGAACCCUCGGCGGGUCAUGAUUCCAAAGAUUUGGCUGAUAUUCAAUCGAUUUUGAAUAUGACCUCAUCAUCGAAUACCUCUAAUUUCCUCAAGAACUUUGAACAAUCGGUGAACACCCCCUCCUCUCAGUUCAGCUAUGAUCGUGACGAGGAAGAGGCCCAAGAUGUUUUCACAGCCGAAUUCCGUAAAAUGAAACUGCGCGGCGAAUUCCCCUGCAAACUGUGCACAGCAGUAUUCCCCAACUUGCGUGCCCUGAAGGGUCACAAUCGCGUCCAUUUGAGUGAAGUUGGCCCCGCGGGUCCAUUCCGUUGCAACAUGUGCCCCUACUCCAUCUGCGACAAGGCCGCCCUGGUACGUCACAUGCGUACCCACAAUGGCGAUCGGCCCUAUGAAUGUGCCGUCUGCAAUUACGCCUUCACCACAAAGGCUAAUUGCGAACGCCACUUACGCAACCGUCAUGCCAAGACCACACGCGAGGAUGUCAAACGUGCCAUUAUCUAUCAUCCCUCGGAGGAUUCCAGCUGUGAUGAUCCCAACAAGAAACAACAUCUCUUCUCUUCGCCUGAAAUUGAUGAUGACAGCGAAUACUACCAUCAUCAGCCCCAUCCCAAGGAUCGUUCCACUCCCGUUUCACAUCUCAAGGAGAUGUUGACUCAGGGUGUUGGAGAACACAAUUCUGGAAAGCCUGUCAAGAUCCAAGUGAAAAAUCUAAAUGAACUAUUGGACAAAUCCUCAGCCUCUUCGGCUUAUGGCGAUAGCUACAAUGACAAGCGUCCAGUGGACAUUACCACUGCAUCACCAUCAGCAGCACCCCUUGAUAUGAGCAUGGAUGUUUUGGAUUUGAGCAAGAAACCCAAUAACACACAAACAAACGCACAAAAUCCCCCCGAACCAAAGGUGGCCCUGGAUGCCCCCUUGCCUUUGCUACAAAAAGAUGAUGCAAUUCCAUCGGUGUUGCCCACCACAGCUGCCACCAAUGACGAUGUCGCCAACAAGGCGGCCGAUUUGACAUCGUUGGAAAAACAACAACAAUUCCUGAUGGGCCAUCAACCAUGGCUCAAUGAUCCUGCUCAAUAUCUACAGCAAUUGUAUCGCAUUCAAUUGUUGUUCCCUCAACUCAAUCCCUUCCUGAUGCCCAACUCACCGUUCAUGCCAAAUAAUUUGGAUUUCCAAAAAUUGGCUCCCUUCUUUAGGACCAUGUUGGGCGCCACUGGUGCUGCUCCUGCCAUGCCAACACCAGCUGAUUUAGAAAAAAUCAUGAACCCAUCAGCAGCCUCUAUGGCUGCAAUGCCACCAAUCAGCCCAAUGAUGUCGGAGAAAUCCAACACAGCUCCAAUGCCGUCACCCAAGCCUGCUGGUCUGCUCUCGCCCAAUCCCAGUCACUUGAAUAUUCCCCGUCAUGUUGUAAAUCCCUCCUCAAUGGCUGGCGGUCAAGUUCCUCACUUGCCACCCACCAUGUUGUCAAAUGGUCCCGUUAAAAUGGUGCUCAAGAAUGGUGUCUUCAUGCCAAAACAAAAGCAGCGCCGUUAUCGCACCGAACGUCCCUUCGCCUGUGAACACUGCUCGGCCCGUUUCACCUUGCGCUCGAAUAUGGAACGUCACGUGAAGCAACAACAUCCUCAAUACUAUGCUCAACGUCAACGUAGCGGUCAUCAUGUUAUGCGUGGACGCGGUGCCAGCAGUGCUGCCAAUAUGAAUGGCAUUACCCAUCUGCAGGCGGCAGUAGCCGCCCAGGCCCACUACGGUUCCAGUAGCAACAAUCAUUCACCCAUUUCCGAUCAAGUCAAAUAUGCCAUUUUGGCUCAGCAGUUGAAGGCCCGCAAGGAUCCUGAUUUGUUGCAGCAAGCCUUGGUCCAUGGCUCCAAUAGUGUUGCCAAUUCGAAUAUGUUUUUGGGAGGCCUUAAUGGUAAUGGUGUUGCCAGUGGAUUUCCCCACUAUGGAUCCUCUUCUGCCCAACAACAACAACAACAACAUCUGAGUCAAAGUGGUACACCUAAUGGUUCAAUGGAAGAUGAUGAACCCAAACUGGUGAUUGAUGAGGAUGAAGAUGACGAAGACGAUGGUGAUGAUGUCGAAGAGAUCCAUGAUGAUCAGGAUUAUGACUACGAUCACAAUGAUAUACAAUUAAUGGAAAAAGAUCAUGGUGUGGAUUAUGAUGAGGAGGAGGAGCAGGACGAUCAUGUCGCCGUUGAGGAAAAUCAAUUACCCACCACUGUGGAGGAGGUCAAACUUAAAAAUGAGACGAGUGAGGAACCCAAAGAGGCAGCAAAGAAAGUGGCUGAAUCUAUUUUGGAACAGGCCAUCAAGGCUGCACCAAAACCCUCAACAGAAAUGGUGCCAAACAGCAGUACCCUGAAGUCGAUGAUUGCUCAAGCCCCUGCUGUGGGUAAAUCACUUAAAGAUGUGGCCAGUUCUGCCUUCAAAGAUGAAUCUCAGGAUUUGGUACCAGUGGCAAAGUUGGUGGACAAUGCCACCAGUAAUUCGGUCUCGUUUAACAACUAUUUCCGUCCCGGAGAUGCUGCCAACCACAUGGAUCAAAGUGAUGAAGAAGGUUUGGUGGCCUCAGGCAGUGCCAGUGAAAGCAACAAUUCCGGUGCUGAAGAUGCUGCCAGUGGUGUUCCCACUAAGAAGAAGUCAGCCUACAGUUUGGCGCCCAAUCGUGUAUCGUGUCCCUAUUGUCAACGCAUGUUCCCAUGGUCUAGUUCUCUGAGACGUCACAUCUUGACGCACACUGGCCAGAAACCCUUCAAAUGCUCGCAUUGCCCACUGCUCUUUACCACCAAAAGUAACUGUGAUCGCCAUUUGUUGCGUAAGCAUGGUAAUGUAGAAUCGGCCGUUUCCGUCUAUGUUCCCGAUGAGGAUGUCAAUGAACCCAUUCCAUUGCCCAAAUCUGUCGAGGAAAUUGAACGCCAGCAAAGAGAACGUGAAGAGGAGGAAAAACGUCGUUUGGCUGAGGAAAAGGAGCGCGAACAAAAGGAAAAGGAAUUACGCGAAAAGGAACAACAAUUGGAACACGAGCGUCAACAACAACGCCAGGCGUUAUUGAAGCAGUUGGCAGCUGUACAGCAGUAUAAUCAAUUUCAAUUGAAAUCGGAAACCUCCUCCUCCGCCACUGUGGGUAUCUCCUCUUCCGAGUUGCCCUACAAAUGUCAUUUGUGUGAGAGUUCCUUUGCCGAGCGGAAUCAAUGUCUGGAACACAUCAAAUGUUAUCACUUGCAAGAAUACGAGUUGCUGUUGUCCAAAGGAGCCAUCGACAAUGAGUCGGAGGCAGCAGCUCAGAUUCAAUCGAACGAAGAGGAAGAACGCCAGCGAGCCAAUGAAGAGGCCAACAAGGGUGGCAAAUAUCCCGAUUACAGUAACCGCAAAGUGAUUUGUGCUUUCUGCAUGCGUCGUUUCUGGUCCACUGAAGAUUUGCGCCGUCAUAUGCGCACCCAUUCCGGCGAGCGGCCAUUCCAAUGUGAAAUCUGCCUACGCAAGUUUACGCUGAAGCAUAGCAUGUUGCGUCACAUGAAGAAGCAUAAUGGUGGCAUGAGCAUGAAUGGUUCUCAUCAUGGUAUGGAUGGUUUGACUAAUGGCAAUAGCUGUUCCGACUAUUCGGAUGAUGAACAGACUAGUGGACCACCAGCAGCACCACCUGCCGCCAUGACAAAUGCCAAUAUCAACGCUUUGUUUAUGGGUUCCAUGAAUUCCAAAAUUCAGGAAUUGCUCAGCAAAGCCAGUGAUUGGGGCAGCAACAAUGGUUCGGUGCUGAGGGAACGCAAACAAAAUAUGGCCGAUGAUAACGGUAUGCAGCCUCAAUCGGAUUUAAUUGGAAAUCUUUUGGGUAUCAGUGAUCAGGGUAUUUUGAAUAAAUUAAUGUCAUCACCGGAUGAGGCAGCCAAGCUGUUGGGAGUUGAAAAAUAA